This is a messenger RNA of Sinocyclocheilus grahami, 1838 nucleotides long. Its product is annotated as extracellular serine/threonine protein kinase FAM20C-like. Lineage: Eukaryota; Metazoa; Chordata; Actinopteri; Cypriniformes; Cyprinidae. The record is from RefSeq and is a predicted model, not a curated record. Gene Ontology annotation, cellular component: Golgi apparatus. Gene Ontology annotation, molecular function: protein serine/threonine kinase activity. The coding region runs from base 495 to 1838 and encodes 447 amino acids. The transcript has 9 exons. Gene Ontology annotation, biological process: enamel mineralization; protein phosphorylation.
CAAUCUGAAUGCUGUGACGAGGAGAGGCAGGAUCCCAAUAUUUAACACACAGGGCACUGAUAAAUCUACACCUGUCACUGCCUGCUCCUCAUGAAGAACUAAUGCACUUUAUCUCCCUCCUCACAUACUGAAGAUAUCCACACAUGGGACUCCCGAUUCGACAUCAGUGCGGCUCUUGAGAAGUCAGAGGCGAUUUCCUCGUGUUUUGUCAUUAUUUACCGGGACAUUUUACAGAUGCGCAUUAUCAUGAACCUGUAAGGAUGCGACAGGACAUCUGAACCUCGCCUAAAAUCAAAAUCGCGCUCCUCGCAACUAUGCCGAAAAGAAAUCGUUCUUGAUACAUCUGGGAACCGCAGGAUGCAGAAGAAGAUUUUCGCACCUAUUUGAACAUGGAUCUCCCAUCAUUACGCGGAUUACAGUAGGACACCACAUGCGCCCCUGAAUCUCUUUAUUAUAGCCUGUAUCAUAUUGUGGCAAGUGCUUUAGGUGUAAAGAUGAUCCUAUUUCGUAAAUUUCGCGUGUUGAUUUUAAUGGUGUUUCUCGUCGCCUGCACCAUGCACAUCAUGAUAGACCUGUUACCCAAGCUGGAGAAGCGCGCGGCGGGAUCGAGCUCCAGCGCUGGAGGUGGAGGCGGCUGCUCCUGCGCUCACACACCGGGCGAGGAGCCUCGAUCCUGGGCCAAACAGCGCGCCAGAGCCGGCGCCGCCGAACCGGGCUGGCCUAAUAAACACUCUUUGAGACUACUGCAGGAUUUCAGCAAUGAACCAAACUCCAACCUCACUUCGCACUCGCGGGAGAAGGUGACAGAGAGAGCCGAGUCUGAAAAGAAAGUGAGACAGCUGCAGCUGGGCUCGGAGAAGAGGGUUUUGAUGAGAGAUACGGUGAGCGGACAGAAGCAGAGAGCUGUCCAUAGUUUCUCCAGACUGAAGGCGCUCUAUGAGCAUCCCCUCUAUAAGACCGACCUGCCUCAUCUCUCUGAAGAUGACACCUUGUUCAACCUCAACAAUGAUAUCAGAUUCUACCCCAAAGCUGCCGGACAACAAGAAUGGCAAUCUCUGAAAGUCCACCCUAAGAUCUUACCUAUGAAGUCAGGUGGCACUCAGCUGAAGCUCAUCAUGUCAUUCCAGAACUAUGGACAAGCACUGUUCAAACCUAUGAAACAAACCAGGGAACAAGAAACACCCCCAGACUUCUUCUACUUCUCUGACUUUGAGCGACACAACGCAGAGAUCGCUGCAUUUCAUCUGGACAGAAUCCUGGAUUUCCGGAGAGUUCCGCCGGUGGCCGGCAGGCUGGUGAACAUGACACGGGAGAUCCGAGACGUGACCCGUGACAAAAAGCUCUGGCGGACAUUCUUCGUAUCCCCAGCCAACAAUAUCUGCUUCUACGGCGAGUGCUCCUACUACUGCUCCACAGAACAUGCCCUAUGUGGGAAGCCCGACCAGAUCGAGGGCUCCCUGGCUGCAUUUCUUCCUGACUUGGCACUAGCUAAGCGCAAGACCUGGAGGAACCCCUGGCGCCGCUCCUACCACAAACGCAAGAAAGCUGAGUGGGAAGUGGAUCCGGACUAUUGUGAUGAAGUCAAACAGACUCCUCCGUAUGACCGAGGCACACGACUUCUGGACAUCAUGGACAUGACUAUUUUUGACUUUCUAAUGGGCAACAUGGAUCGCCACCAUUACGAGACUUUUGAGAAGUUUGGAAAUGAGACUUUCAUUAUUCAUUUGGACAACGGCAGAGGAUUUGGAAAGCAUUCACAUGAUGAAAUGUCCAUCCUGGUCCCUUUGACUCAGUGCUGCAGGUACGAUUGUUUUUCUCUACUUUCAGACAUCUCUUGA